Molecule: messenger RNA, 6043 nt
Organism: Aphanomyces astaci
Lineage: Eukaryota; Oomycota; Saprolegniomycetes; Saprolegniales; Verrucalvaceae
Exons: 10
Coding region: 79-5061 (1660 amino acids)
Biological process (GO): small GTPase-mediated signal transduction; positive regulation of GTPase activity
Molecular function (GO): guanyl-nucleotide exchange factor activity
Source: RefSeq, a predicted model, not a curated record
AUCAAAUCGCAAGACUCGACCCCGAUCUUUCUAGGACACAACACAAGUUUCACCGUCGAGCGAAUCGGUUUUGCUUCCAUGAAGGUCGCCGACAGCGGCAUGACGGCCGCGGUGGAGUUUGCUAUUGAGGAAGGGACACUGGAGCUAGGGUCAAUCACUCGCAAGGUGUGGAGACGAUCUCCAGUCCCAUUGCCAACGACGGUCCAUGUCGAGCCUGGACUCCAGACCGAGUUGACGCUGCAAGAGUUUGCCCGACCAUGGCGAGCGUUUCGCACGACAAAGAAGCCGUUGCCAGCGCAUGAAGACAAUGAACCUUCUCCCGAAGUUGACGACUCGCCGAGGAGCAAGGACGAACCAUUGUCGCGAGGAAAGGGAAGCGAACGAGUCGACAACAUUCUGCGCCAUUACGACCCCCAUCCCACCUCCGUGACGCCAUUGUUUCCGCACGAGUUGCACGCACCCAGUUGUUUCCGUGAUGUGACGGCGGUCGAUGGAUCCAUCGCGUUUAAAGUCUCCUGCAAAGUGGUGUUCAACAUCGGCGCGAUCGAACCCGUGACGUGUCGCCUCGCGUUGUACGACCUCAACUCUGGCGGUCGCACCAGCGAAGAGUUUGUGUUCCAGGUCAACCCCCCUUUGUCCGCGGCCAAGGACGCACGAUUCAUCAAAAGUGCCAUGUUCUACGUCCUUCCCACGCAUUAUGCGCAAAAUCUGUACUUGGUCCUCCAGACCUCCAAAGUCCUCCAAGGAGAUGCUGAAAUUGCAUCGUUGCAUUAUUGCCAGCCCGAAAAGUUCAUGUCCGAGGCGGAGCAAGCCAAACUCAUCGACAAGGCGGCGGAAUGCGCCGCGCGGCUCGGCGGGUCCAUCCACCAGCCCCUUGCUUGGGGUGCCGUGUCGCUCUCCGAAGGCAUUCGACAAAUGAUCUUGUAUCGGCAAAAGGCGAGUCUCAGCGACGACGCCCGUCUCGCGAUGCUUGUGGAUGCGUCCAAAGGAACGCUCAAGGAAAAGACAGUGCCGUGCAUUUGCGAAUUGGACAUUGAAAAAGUAGACGAUGUGACCGUUCGAAGCGCCAAGAAACGCACGCUCGAGAUGAAAAUCUCGCCCACGGCCACAGCGCUGCUCUACUUGGUCGAUCCCAUGUUCCAUGCAGUAGCGACAGACGCCCUGCCACACACGCUGCAAUGGUGUCGAGAGAUGCAGCCGUUUUGCCCCCCCCAAGCGGCGGCUACGUGGGGACCGUGUGCAAGUGGCCCCGUGGCAGUCUCGUAUAUACAUGCGCUUUACCUCUAUCCCCACGCCAUCGACCGAUUCCAACAUCGGAAUGUGGCGGUGAAGGUGCAGUUGGUUCACGACACGACCGAAAUCGCAUGCUUCUUGUCGUCGUCGGCGUCCGUGGCGGCCCUCACUACCGACGUGUAUUGCCACGUGUCGUACCAUCAAAAGUCGCCGUCGUUUGAAGACGAAAUCAAAAUCCUACUGCCGUUGACGCUAGACCCGGCGCACCACGUUGUGUUUACGUUUUACCAAGUGCACUGCAAGAAAAUGGCCGCGGGAAAGCUGCCCAUGGACAUCGUUGGCCGCGCGGUGCUCCCGGUUAUGGACAGACAAAACGGUGUCGCUAUUCCCGACGCCACACACACCCUUGUGGUCACCGACGGGGGCGGCGGCGUAGUCUCGACCGCCACGGGUGCCAACAAUGGCGCGGCACUCGGUGGAGCUCCGCUGUUUCAAGUCCGGUCGCGCCUCUUGUCCACGGUAUACAGCCAAGACAGUGCGAUUCAGUCGUUUUUGCAUCUGUGGACACAAACCGACACGAUAUCCCACGAAGAGCUCGUGGCCCGCAUCGUGGCCCUAAAGGCAGCGCCAAGCAUCGGUGUACGACAUCACGCCCUUCGAUUGUUUCGGCAACUCCUGGCAUACCUCUGCCAUGCGCACCGUCCAGUUCGCACCGCGGCCUUUGCCACGUGCUUGACGUUGUUUGACAAGUGCUCCAUGUCGUCGUCCGCGGUGCCUUCCGCGACCAGUGGAAGCGCCGCACGCAAGCACCACCACGACGGAAGUGGCGGCGGUUCGAUUGUGUUGCAAUAUAUUGACGCGAUCUUUGACGAACCCGACAACGCCACGCCGUCGAGUGGUGCUUCUCACGACACCACCGACGGCGGCGGCGACCGUCGAUUCAAAGUGUACGAGGCUGUGAUUGCAGAAUGGACGGCCCUCGUGACAGAAGCGACGCCGUCCGCCGUCAUCCCCACCGGGCGAAGCAGCAGCACCAGCACAACCACCCAGCCCAACGAGCCCCGUCGGCUAGCCAUGACUCACGCCAACGUCUUGCUUCACCUCGUUUUGAAAAGCAUCGCAUUGUCCGUGCUAUCAUCGUCACCAUCGACGCAGGAUCCCCCUCCGCGCCUCCCACAACCCAUGGUGGACGUGGACCUUGUUGCCUCCCUCUUGGACGUGUUGCUCGACGCGUCGCUUCUCACGGACGACGGAUUCAUCGCUCGAAAGGACAUGCUGCAGAGCCUCGGGCGGUUCGCGUUGGCGCUGUUUUGGGUCGUAAAAAGUCCCGUGCCGGCGCUGUGGAUUCAGCGCGCCGUGCCGCGUCUGGCGACUACCAACGACUCGGCCGUAAUGAUCCACAUGACGUUUCCAUUUCUUCGGAUUCUUGCCGACGCCGACGCGUUCGUGGAGAUCAACACGAUCAUUGGCCCAUUAGCAGCAGUCGGCAGCAGCUCUCGGCGUCGAUCCCAUCAUGCUCCAAGUAAAGACGACGGCACCAAGAACAAUAGACGGCUGGACGAUGCGUGGCUCGCACAGCUGGUGGUGACGACGCUGCUCCAGGUGGCCACGGACCAGUCGGAAGAAAAGAUCAAGUCGCAGGCCAUGGCGAUUUUACGCCGGCUCUUGGUCGUGCAAAUGAGCGGGGCCAAGUCGAGUCAGAAGGAACGUGUGGCCAUGAUGUUGCUGCCCGUGGUGCCCAAUAUGCUCGCACUCACGCGUCGGUUCGACGGCGACGACUCUGCAGUGUCGUCCUCACAAAGCAGUCUUUCCGACAGUCUCAAGCGCGACGUGUUGCUAUGCAUCAUCGCAACAUUGCAGCACGUUCCCGAGCGACAAUUGAAAGGGUUUUGGAAGCCCAAGGCGUUGUUGAGCACAGCCACGUACGAGAGACACCACCACACGGACGACGGGACGGACUGGCAGAACGCAGCAUUGCAGGCGCAUGUGUUGGGGGCGAUCCAGACGUUGCGCUACGUGAUGGACACGUUUCUGGGCGCCGAGGUGCCGUGGCAGCAAGUGUUGUCGCCAGACUGCGCCGACCAAAGCAAGCCGCCGCAGCUGUCGCUGCUCGACAUCGAAGUGUACAUGAAGCAGCGCAACAACCGCCGCAGUCAGCUCACGGACGAAGCCACGACGCUGAGCCCUCGUAAUAACACUGGCGCGAUGGGCAAUGGGGCUGGCUUGCCUGGAUCUGCAAGUGGCAGUGGCACGCAGCCGCCAGGGGGUUCAGGAUCGUCGGCGCACCAUCGGUCGUUGCCGCGAAAUUGGGGCAAGCACUACAUGGCCCAGCGCAAAAACAGCAUGGACGUCAAACCCGACGACGGCUCGUCUUCCUCGUCCUCGUCCGCGGACCACGACAUGGACGGCCACGCCAAGCGCGUCGCCACUGCCGUCGCGCAUACCCUCGUCGCGACCAUCCAAACCCUGGUUCACGAAUUCAGCCGCAGUUUGGGCGCGCACCCGGCGUUCCUUGCGACGGUCGUGGACUUGUGGUACGCGCUUCUCACGCGGAUCGGCCACGGCCACUUUGACGCAGAGGACGUCGUCGUGUCGUCCGUCCUGACGCACCUCACGGCGUUCCUCGGGCGGUUCCAAACGCCGCUGUUUGCGCACUCGAACGUUGUGCUUAUGGCGGACGAUGCAUGGUGUGAACGCCUCGUCGUGCUCGCGGCCAGCGGCGCGUCCACGGCCCCGCUGGCCGCGACGUUUGUGUGCGACCUCCUCGCCACGAGUUUUGACCAGCGCGGCCAUUUUCUUCGUGUCCAACAUGCAUUGGUUCAAGUCGUGGCCAAGCAGCUCCACUUGCCGUUGCUGACAAACGUGUUGGAUGCCAUGGACGCGUUUCCAGGCGUGCAGACACCGUUCCGGCCGCGCCUCACGAGUCUAGUGGCGUCGCUGCGUCGAGUGGUGACCACAUGGCAGCAGUACGAAGCCGCCAUGACGACUUGGCCGUCGAACGGGGCGACGAUGGGCCAAGUGGAGUCACUCACGGACGCGCUAGUGUCGGUGGCGAUGGCGAUCCCCCCCGAAGAAGUCGGACUGUUUGACGUGCAUGUCAAGUUCAUCGAUGCGCUGGCCCGGGUGCACGUCCAAUGCGGUCAGUUUGCCGAAGCUGCGAAAUGCAAACUGCAUCUUGUGGACAUGGCCACGACUCGAGGCGGUGGCAAUAAUAAUCAUGGUCGCAGUCGUGGGGGGCGGGUCGUGUCCACCGACGAGUUUGUCCUCGUGCAGUACAAGCUCGCACUCACGUACUUGUCGCCCCAACAUGGAAACGUUGUCGCAUCUUCUGUGACGUCGUGGGCGAUGCCCGACAUGGCUCUGGCGAUCGCCCAAGACAUGCUCGCAGUGUGCCACAAGGUGCAAAACUACGUCGAGUAUGCGACGACGCUCAAGAUCAUGGACAGUGUCGUGGCAGGGGUGCUGGCCCAGCAACGAGGCAAGCCAGACGACGACGCCCCGCCCGUGUCUCGGUACUUUUUAGUCGCGAUCGUCGGGUCGGCGUCGACUAAUGUUCCCGACUUGGGCAUCGAGUUCAUCUACAAACGGUCUGCGUUUUGCCACGUGUCUGAGAUGAUGGCGUCGAUCGAGUCGGGACUGAACGCGAGUUUUCCGCAUUUGAAAGUGAAACCCAUCAGCAUGGCCAAGCUGGACGCGUCCACCGACCCCGACACCGUGUACGUCAAGGCCACCCCCGUGGAGCCCAUGUUUGUCGGCGACUGCGGACGCGCUUUCAUGUACGAACCCGUGUGUAUGACUAUCAUCCAAGGCACUCAUGUGAAAGUGUGAAAUCGAGUACUGUAUUGGUCGACAUGUUGAUUCAGCAGUUGGACUUGAUAGCAUCGUGAAUAUUGCAAUGAACUAUACGAUGAGCACACAUGUCUAUGAGAUGUGUAUCAACAUGAUGCAACGCCGUCAUGUGAAACUCUAGCGAAGUUUGGGGUGGAGCAGUCCGUUUUCCGUGAUGAAGCACCAGUUUGUGCGCAAGAUGGUGUUGCGCGUCCGCCACGACUUUCCGUACCUGUCGAUGCGCCAAGCCGUGGUUGGCAAGCAAGAGAUCAUCCGAUGCCCAUUGGACACGGCCACGGACGACAUUGCCAAGCGGACGGCGUCGCUCCUGAAGGUCGUUCGUCGGGACGAGAAAGGACUACCCCACGACGUGAAAGCGAUCACGCAUCUGUUGAAAGGCAGCAUCAACACUGAAGUGAAUGGCGGCGCCCCCGAAGUGAUCCAGACGUUUCUCGCCGCCGGUGUCGUAUGCGUCGACAAGGACGCGAUGCCCAUGGCACCGGCCAUUCAAGCCGAGAAACAAACGGAAUUGAGGACGACGUUGGUUCAGUUUCUCAACGUGGCGCUGACCGUGCUCGCAAUCAGUCGCGACUUGUUUCGACGGACCAACCACCACCACCGGUCCGUGCCGUCGGCGUCCGCGGCGGGGUUGAGUAGUACUACUAUAACGAGUCCAACGAAUAGCGCCACGAGUAGUAGUACUAGUAGUAGCAACAACUACCACCCGAGCGAAGACGCAGACGUACUGCAGUUGGCGCCACUGCAAGAAGAGUUUGAGAAAGCGUUUGGAAAGAUCGUGGCGGUGCUGGCCGCCUCGUACGCCGACGAGCCGGACGACGUGGCGGCGUUGCGUGCAGCGGCGGCAUUCAAGCUCGGCCUUACGGUGUAACCAUGGCCACAGAAAAGCAAACAAGCGCAUGAGAAUGCGAAUGAAGAUAUAUAGUAUGUGGUAAGAGACAAUGGACUUGUUUGUGUAAGCGGA